Molecule: messenger RNA, 837 nt
Organism: Guillardia theta CCMP2712
Lineage: Eukaryota; Cryptophyceae; Pyrenomonadales; Geminigeraceae
Exons: 2
Coding region: 1-837 (278 amino acids)
Biological process (GO): carbohydrate derivative metabolic process
Molecular function (GO): carbohydrate derivative binding
Source: RefSeq, a predicted model, not a curated record
AUGGCGAGUCUUAAGAGAUGCCUGAUGCUGUGUAGAAAGACUUCGGGGCUCCUCUUGGGUAGUCAGAAGGUUGCGCAGAAGGUUGCGGGCAGCGGGAGGUGCCGCGGGUUCAGCUCAACGGAGUCGUUGGGUCGGCGACACUGCAAGGGGAGUCUGGGGGAGGGAGCGACCAACUUGGACGGGAACAAAGAGUUCUUGAUCUCCAAGAUAGAGGAGGUCAGGCCGGCAUGUGAGCUUGAGAAGACGUCCCCGCACAGUCUGGCAAGGAGAGUGAUCCAGGAGGAGGCAGAGGCGCUGAUGAGGCUGGCGGACAAGGUAGACGCGUCCUUUGACGAUGCUGUGUCGAUGCUGGAGAGGCUUGAUGCCAACUCCCGUGUAAUUGUUGUGGGAAUCGGCAAGUCCGGUCAUCUCGGGCGAAAGAUCGCAGCGACAUUUUCGUCCACGGGGACCUCGGCCCUCUUCAUGCACGCGACUGAAGCUCUGCAUGGCGACCUGGGGGUGGUGCGAGGAGGAGAUGUUGUGCUCCUGCUGUCCAACAGUGGAGAGACGCAAGAGGUGCUCGACGUCGCUCGAUCGCUCAAGGAGAUGCGAGUCAAGACCAUCGCCGUCUGCUCCUCCGAGACUUCGACGCUGAGCAGCCUGUGCUCGCUCUGCAUACCCAUCGGCAAGCACAAGGAGUUGGACCAUAACGGACUGGCACCUACCGCAAGUGCCAUAGUGAUGAUGUCAGUGGGCGACGCGUUAGCUGUUGUUCUCUCCAAGAGGAAGCGAUUCUCCAAGAAGGACUUCAGUCGCUGCCACCCUGCUGGUGAGAUCGGCAAGGCUGCUCGAGACUGA